GCGCACCAAGAAGAGGUGUCUUGCCAGAAGGGAGCCGCCUCGCCGCAGCCGAAGGCCACCCAUGCAGCCGAGCGGCCGCGAAAUGCAGGGCGGAGGCGGGGCCCAGGACGACUUCUUCGACCAGAUGCUGUCCACGCUGCCGGCCGCGUGGUCCGACCUUGGCUCCGGCAAGUCGCCCUGGGAGCUCCCCGCGGCGGCGGGGGCCGUGACCGAGGACACCGCCGCGCUCGACGAGCCUGCGCUCCUCGCGUCGCGCCUCCGCCACCACCAGAUCGGCGGCGGGGAGAAGCCCCUCAUGCUCCACCUCAGCGACCUGCACGGCCUCGGCGCCGGCGCCGGCGACGACGCGGGGUUCAUGCCGCUACCGCUGUUCACCCAGCACCUCGCCAGGGACGACGUGGAUGCCGCCUUCAAGUCCCCCAAUGCCGCCGGAGGCGACCGGGAGCUGUACAACGGGUUCGGAGCCGCUGGGAAUAUGCACACCGCCGCCGUGCAUCAGCCGCCGCCGUUCGGGCAGGGCGGGUCAAUGCCGGCGGCGCCGCAGAGCUUCGGGGGUGGCGGGCCGGCGCCGGCCGCCGGAGCGGCGUCGGGCGGAGGAGCGCCGCCGCGGCAGCAGCGGCAGCGAGCCAAGAGGGGGCAAGCCACUGACCCUCACAGCAUCGCCGAACGUCUACGGAGGGAGAGGAUAGCGGAGAGGAUGAAGGCGUUGCAGGAGCUGGUCCCUAACGCCAACAAGACCGACAAGGCAUCGAUGCUUGACGAGAUCAUUGACUACGUGAAGUUCCUCCAGCUCCAAGUCAAGGUUCUCAGCAUGAGCCGGCUAGGCGGAGCGACAGCCGUCGGCACUCUAGUUGCCGGCAUCGCAUCAGAGGGCAACGGGAGCGGAGAUGGCACGAGCGACAGCGGAAAAGGGAACGCCGCCAACGGCGAGAACGGCGGUGGUGGCAGCCUGCAGGUGACGGAGCAGCAGGUGGCCAGGUUGAUGGAGGAGGACAUGGGCACCGCCAUGCAGUACCUGCAGGGCAAGGGGCUCUGCCUGAUGCCCAUCUCUCUCGCCUCCGCCAUCUCCUCCGCCACGUGGCCGUCCCUCCUAUCCCGCCCCUCCAUGGGCGCAAUGGGAGACGCUAGAGGUCCCCUGCACGACGGCGGCAGCCCUGCGUCGCCGCCACUGGUGAAUUGUGGUGAUGAUUCCAGCACCGUCAAGGAUGCCGGUGCCGGCGGUAAGCGGUGAAGGCAAUGAUCUUGUCUUGAGAGGUUGCGUGUGAAAGAUCAACAUGUCCAAGUGAAAAAUGAAAUGAAUUGGGCUAAAAGUUCUGGCAACAAUUAAAUCUUAUCAAAUUGUAUAUUUCACUCUUUAUUAUUCAAUAGGCUACUUCACUUCUUAUGUCUAAUAAUAUUUUC
Zea mays is the source of this 1401-nucleotide messenger RNA. Lineage: Eukaryota; Viridiplantae; Streptophyta; Magnoliopsida; Poales; Poaceae. The record is from RefSeq.